AUGGGCUCCCUUCCUACCGUUCCUCCUUUCAAGGUGUUCGUCGCCGGCACCUCGUACGCGGGCAUGUCCACCGCCCUCAACCUGCUUGAUCUCAGCAAGGGCGAGUCGCCGCGUCUCGCUCACUCUCCCUACGAGCACCACCCCGACUUCAAGAACGUCCCCGUCGAGAUCACCAUCGCCGAUGAGCGUGACGGCUUCUUCCACCUGAUCGGCUCGCCGCUCGCCUUCGCCGACCCCGCGUACGCCGCCAAGUCCUGGGUCAAGUUCCAAGAUAUUCCCGCCCUCCAGCGCCCCAACGUCCGCUUUAUCCAGGGCAGCGUCAGCAAGGUCGACCCGGCCACCAAGACGGCGACGGUCCUCGACCACGUCACCAAGCAGCCCCAGGACCACUCCUACGACUUCUUCAUCGGCGCCACCGGCCUCCGCCGCGCGUUCCCCGUGGUGCCCCAGUCCCUCACCCGCAAGCAGUUCCUGCUCGAGGCCGAGGAGCAGAUCCACGCCGUCCGCAACGCCCCCGACGGCGUCGUGAUCGUCGGCGGUGGCGCCGUCGGUAUCGAGAUGGCCGCGGAGCUCAAACUCAUCGAGCCCAGCACAAAGGUCACCCUCGUCCACUCCCGCGACAAGCUCCUCUCCUCCGAGGGCCUGUCCGACGAGUGCAAGGACAAGGCCCUCGAGCUCACCCGCGAGGCCGGCGUCGAGUGCCUCAUGAGCACCCGCGUCAAGGAGACGCGCAAGCUCGAGCCCGCCACCCCCAACGGCCGCGCCCGCUACGAGGUCGAGUUCACCAACGGCGACAAGCUCGUCGCCAGCGAGGUCGUCAUGGCCAUCUCCCGCCAGGUCCCCUCCACCGACUACGUCCCCGCCGCCGCCAAGGACGACGAGGGCUACGUCAACAUCCACCCCAACCUCAUCUUCUCCUCCGACAUCCCCAACGCCGCCGACCACGUCGCCGUCGGCGACAUCGCCAAGUGGUCCGGCAUCAAGCGCUGCGGCACCGCCAUGCACCACGGCCACAUGGCCGCCAUCAACGUCCACCAGCUCAUGCUCGCCAAGCUGACCGACGGCACCCACAAGCCCAAGUUCUUCGAGCUCGGCCACGUCGACCCCAUGAUCGGCCUCGCCAUCGGCAAGAAGGCCGUCGCCAGCAGCCCGACCUCGGGAACCCAGUGGGGCGAGGACGUCAUGCACUCCUACUUCCGCGACGACCUCGGCUUUGACAUCUGCUGGAACCACAUGAAGCUUGGAAAGGCUGACAACUGA
Molecule: messenger RNA, 1260 nt
Organism: Colletotrichum karsti
Lineage: Eukaryota; Fungi; Ascomycota; Sordariomycetes; Glomerellales; Glomerellaceae
Exons: 3
Coding region: 1-1260 (419 amino acids)
Cellular component (GO): cytoplasm
Molecular function (GO): flavin adenine dinucleotide binding; electron-transferring-flavoprotein dehydrogenase activity
Source: RefSeq, a predicted model, not a curated record